Messenger RNA from Daldinia loculata, 1857 nucleotides. RefSeq names its product S-adenosyl-L-methionine-dependent methyltransferase. The transcript has 3 exons. Gene Ontology annotation, molecular function: methyltransferase activity. The record is from RefSeq and is a predicted model, not a curated record. NCBI's taxonomy places the organism in Eukaryota, Fungi, Ascomycota, Sordariomycetes, Xylariales, Hypoxylaceae. Bases 364 to 1380 code for a protein of 338 amino acids.
GAAAGUCUUGACACCCUCCAUCUGCAAGCAAGCGGGGAUCCCUUCCAUCCAUAGCCAAUAGUCCAUCGUCUCGAUAUUGGUCGCCAUCUUGGCGGGGCUUUUCUCCGUAGUGCUGGAACCAAUCCGUUGCCAUCAUUGAUCACCAAAACCCUACCAUAGAUACUUCCCGCAGUCCCCCCGAUCUACGUAGUCUACGUAUAGAAAGAAGGGAGAGCCUCUUGUUUAAUGGUGCUCCUUUACGAAAAUGCAACCUUGUCUUAAGCCCAACUAGACCAAUCAUAAAACCAUAAAACCAUAAGACCAUAAAACCAUCAACCGAACGUAAAUAUCUUCCUGAUGAGUUAACUAUCGCCUACGCCUACGAUGAGCAGAGACCAAGAACAGCCCCAAAUCGACGCCGACUCGAUCCUAUCGGUGUCGACGGACGAAGAUGUUUUCGAUACUCUUUCACUUUCUGCCGACUCCAUAUCCAUGUCCGAUGAAGUUCGCGAUUAUGUCUAUGAGAACUCACGGCGCUAUCACAAAUAUCAAGAAGGCCGUUACCACUUCCCCAACGACGAUGCUGAGCAGGAGCGCGAGGAUAUGCAACAUGCAAUGUUCAUGCUUCUAUGCGAUAGCAAACUACACUUUGCGCCUCUUAACAACCCGCGCUCAGUACUUGAUAUUGGUACAGGGACGGGCAUCUGGGCGAUAGAGAUGGGCGAUGAGUAUCCAGACGCAGAAAUAUUAGGGAUAGAUCUGAGCCCCAUACAACCUUUGUGGGUGCCCCGUAAUGUCCAAUUCCUCGUGGACAACGUAGAGGAAGAGUGGCUUCAGCCGGCAAAUUCAUUGGAUUAUAUUCACGCUCGCCAAAUGGCAUCGACGAUUCGGGACUGGCCCGCACUUAUGACAGAGGCGUUCAAGGCAUUGAAGCCGGGCGGCUGGUUCGAGUUACAAGAUCUGAAAUGCUGCGUCGAAUGCGACGACGACACAAUGCGCGAGGACGAUCUUAUCGCAGAGUUCCUUAGCAAAAUCGUGGGAGCGAUGAGUAUUCUUGGCGUCGACUGUAUUACCGCAUUGGAGAAGUACGAACAGCGGUUGAGGGACGCGGGCUUCAUCAAUAUCCAAAGGACGAUUCUGAAAGCCCCGCUGGGAACGUGGCCUAAAGAUCCACAGCAGUCAAAAAUCGGCCUAUAUAGCCGGAACAUGAUGUACGACGGCCUGCAUGGCUUUGCCAUCAGGCCUUUUACCCACGGUUAUAACUGGACGCCAGAGGAGGUUGAAGUUUACCUAGUGAGCGUACGAAAAGCGGUGCUACGCUCUAGGGCGCACCUUUACAUCCCAUUCCAUUGCGUUUAUGCACAAAAACCCCCGGAGCCGGCCGCGGCACGCUCAAUAUGAGCUAUUCCCUUUACGAUAUCGUGGUGGGUUGAUACUAGUACGGACUGAGGGCUCUCCCGGCGCUAGCGGAUCGGCGUAUUUAUGGGAUCUAUUCAUGUUUGAUACCAGCGAUCAUGAUCACGGUGGUUCAGUACCCGGCUUUUAGAAGGGGGGCUUUCAGGACGAGCGGGCAUAGAUGGAGGCUGUCAUUUACUGGUUUACUAGGUGCUCCUGAGCAUCCCGUAUCUUAUGCUUCAAAAGUGUUGGCAUGGGCAGGUAGUUCAAGGACCUUACGCAUUGGCCGGGGCGGAAUGGCGCUGCAUUUGCCUGGGGGGAGUCUGUUACAAACGAGGUGGUUUAAAAAAGAGGAUUCUCGAGAAUCAUAGGGGUAAACCUAUUUUUAUAAUUAUGAGUCUAACUAUAUGACUUAGCCACCUAAGUACAGAACCGCAUCACACUUCUAUAUCAAUAUUAAUAGAAUUCCGUGGUCUAUCCGCU